AAGGUCUGCAGCAAAGAGGAUUAGACGACGGGGCUGAGUAAGGCGGGGAAAUAGAAUGAGCGGGGAUGACUUCUCACUAUCCUGUCCCUACAACAUCUUCCCUCAUAAUUGAGACGUUAUUCUUGAAACGAACUCAUUCCGUUUUAGACUUACGUCACACUAAGCUUUCUUUUUAUACGAAGGAAGAGUGGUUGUGGUAGGGCUCAUCGAUGCGGCUGAAAGGUCUCCAUCCUAAAGGAUCAUCUGGUUGCCCGAUGGAGAUGCUAGCUCCGUCAAGUGCCUGCUUAUGGAAUCCUUUUACUCCUUCUAGAAUCUUGAUUCCUUUUCUCCUUUGAAGGGCUGUUCGCUAGUAAGCCGAGGAUGUCGAUUUUGAAUGUAGCGGCUCAAUUAUCAGGCUCUAACUAAGUGUUAUAAGUAGGAGCCCUCAAAAUCGACGAUUGACUCUUCUCAUCCACCUCACAUCACUCUUUCAUCUUGGAGAAACUCAUUUUCAUUUGCAACAAGUACUUUACAAUCAUUAUCAUGAAGUUGUCCCUUAGCCUCGUUCUCGGCCUUGGUGGCUUGUGUCUAAAUGCUUCUGUUAUCGAACGAAGAGGUUCCACAUCUUGGGCCGGAACAAACAAUUACUAUAUUCAUGGUCUAUCGGCUGAAGAACAGACUUCGUACAUCAAUGCACUCAAAGGCUUCGAAACGAAAGUCAUCAGAUUGUGGGGUUCGUACUUUUGAAAACCUUAUCCAUAGACAACUCAAUUCUAACACACCCUCUCAGUCACCGGUACAUCAGACGGCCGUGCAAAGUCCUCAAAAACCUUCAAUGUCCCCCAGUACGAGACAACCAUAGGAACAUACGUCCCCGAAACUCUCGACGCCCUCGACAAAGUCCUCAAGCAGCUCCACGAUGCGGACAUCAAAGCCAUCAUCUCCCCGCACGAUGCUAACCUCCUCCCUCCUGCGGGGGCCGACAAAGGGUACAAUGGCAUCGAUAUCUAUGGCUCGACCUACAGUCAUCGGAUAACUUUUACAGUAGUGUUACUGCGAAGGGACAGUAUGAUAACCGCCUUGCCAGUAUCUUGAAUUACAAGAGUAAGGCCUUUGGUGGCAAAGCAUGGAAAGAUCCCUCAGAAGUGAUUCUAGCUUUUGACAUCCAGAAUGAGCCAAUGAUUGCGUCGAAAGAGAAGUUGCAGAAUAAUGAUCCGGAUGAUUGGAUCUGUGGUCGUGCUGGGAAUAUGCGCAAAGUCAUGGCAAACUCGGUAAGUUUUGUUCUUCUAAAUUCAUUCUCUUUAUGUAAGAACUAACCUUACCCUUUCAGAGCGUGAAAAUUUCAACCGGUGGUCUCGGGGGCUCAGAGUACUCAGGUCACGAACUGAAUCUCAUCGAUAAAGCUCUCAACUGCCAGGCCAUCGACUUAAUCGCCAUCCACGGGUACAUGACCCAAGCCUCCCAAUGGGCACCCUACAUGCCCGAGCUAUCCAACAAAGCCGCGCAGAAGGGGAAGUUGGUCUUUGUCGAGGAGUGGGGUGUAGGAUCCGACUCGUCGUAUGAUAGUGUUGCUAAACAGGCCGCUGUCUUUACCGAUGCUGGUGUACCUUGGGUAUGUUUACCACUUCACCCCUUCCAUUCCCAUUCCUUAUUGUAUCAAUGUAGAGAUGUACUGACGAGAAACAGAUGUACUGGCAAAUCAUCCCCGGCAAAUCAUCCCCGGCAAAUCCAUCGAUGAGAGCUGCAGCGGCGAAUGCUGUCAUAGCGGUCUAUCCAGCACGCCUAAUGAAGCGUUUGAGGUGGGUAUCACGAGUAAGCGAGCGGAUUUCAAGACUCUCAUGGGCGCGGCGAAUUUGAAGCCUGCGACUCAGGAUUGGACUGGGGUUUUGUGAGUUUGGGGGUUUUACCGUGUUGUUGGUGGUUGGGCAGUGGGUGGUUUUUUUGUGUAUCUAUUUUUGUUCUUUGAUCAAUCUAUAAAAGUCAAAGACAGUUUUCAUUUUUCGUCGGUUUAAGCUACGGGGGAAGUAUAACGACAUUGUUCUCAAGGGGUUAAU
This is a messenger RNA of Hymenoscyphus albidus, 2033 nucleotides long. The record is from the annotation of a GenBank genome assembly. Lineage: Eukaryota; Fungi; Ascomycota; Leotiomycetes; Helotiales; Helotiaceae.